UAUAAAUCAGUGUUUCUGUCUGGGGUACUUUCAGAUGUUUAUGUAUUAAGCUAUUAACGUUAAUAGUCUCAUAUAAUGAGCAUAUAUACAAUAUAGAAUAUAAAUAUAAAGUAGAAAGUGGGCAUCAUGUAUUUCAGAAUUUAUGAAGUUUUUAUUGUUGCGAUAUGCUUACAUACAGUAUUAGCCAUAGAUUUGGUCGUAUCGAAUCUUUUGAAGAUGCAGCAAGGCAUAGGUUGGCCCCGCACAUUGCAUGUUACAUUGGGUCACGAAGCUCUUAUAAAAAUUGGUAGAACAGUGGAAAAUGUGCAGGCGUGCGAAGUAACUACACCUUUAGGAGAAACCUUCGAUGUGAGAAGUCCACCAAAUACCAGAUAUGAGAGUUGGAGCGAAGGAUGUGGUUUGCGAGUGCAAAAUGUAAGAACUGAAGAUGAAGGGCGAUGGCGGUUAUCGGUAACCGGUAAUACGAAUCUUACAGGAUGGACUGAACUCCACGUAGAAGAUGAUAUUAAUUCUUACUCGGCGUCUCCCAUAUCACUAUUGGACGGGGAAACGCACAGAGUGGUUGAGCUAACGUCUCUUGAUAAUUCUUAUUGUCUCGUAGCCCAGCCUUUUGCUGAGAGUUCCUUAGUGUCUGGACACUGUCGUGUGACUCUUGAUAGAGCCAAUAGAGCAGUGCAGGGCGACUGGGAGGUCCUAGUUGGGCUACCAGGAAGAGUUUCGGAGUUGCAAGUGCAGAGACGGGUUAACGUUGAAGCGGAACGCCUAGAUGUGGGUUAUAUACACAAUACAAAUGCGAACAAGCUUCAUAUAUAUUGUAAUGUUAUUCACACUAUGAAAAAUAUUACGUUUUGUCGUUUCCAAAUGGCCACGGCAUCGUUCGGAUAUAACGUCAUGGAUGGUCUGAGUGACGGAAUUCACAGUUACUACGGUGACGGAUUUGCAGCCCGUCAUUGCGGAAUGACGGUGGAGAAUCCCACUUCUGCUGACUACGGCACUUGGCGUUGCUCCGUAGGUCUCAAACAAUGGGUCGGCACGCAAGUUGUACAGCAACCGGCCAUGCAGGCCUUGGUCAGAGUCCUGCCUCACGCUCAACACAUAAGACCAAACUCCAGAACCGACCUCAGAGGACAAAGAGAGGUUAUAGUAGAAGAAAACAUUACUUUCACUCUAAUGUGUAACGCCGAUGUUUCCUUGUCUUACUGCUGGUUCCAACACCCGAAUGGCACGCAGUUCACUCCAGUAGCUCAUGAUGACUCGGAACAGGAGUUUUGGUACACUGGCACAAGUCUUCAAUUGGGCGAAUGUGGCAUCACCUUUUCGCAUGCCGCUAUAGCAGAUGCUGGUCAAUGGACUUGCCACAUGGGACCCAACAACCAAAUGGGGGUAGAAAUAACAGAUUCCAUUAACCUUCGUGUGACGGGACCUUUAGCUGCUGAUAUAAAAGAAGUAGAUGCCAGCAUUGGCGCGUCAACAACGCUGUAUUGUCGGACUGCGAAUGGCAAGAGACCACUCCAUUAUUGCAGAUUCUUAGCUCCCAAUAGAGUUGGCAUUAGCAUUGAUUCUACUGUGACUAGUGAAAAUGCUAUACUGGACCGUUACUACUUCACUCCCGACCGUGAAUUAUAUUACGGCGAUUGCUCUCUCGACAUAGACCCAGUGAGGGCUGAAGACAUUGGCGAAUGGACCUGCGCUGCUCAGGUUGACGACCAUCUUGUGGAAGGCAGAGACACUAUCGUUGUUCGACAAUCUUCUAGAACGGCGAGAUCGCGCGCCGGUAUAAUCGGAAUGUCCGUAGGCGUUGCAGUUGUAUUAAUCAUGUUAAUAGUUGUUGUUUUAUUCAAACGAGGUAUAUUGAAGAAUCCCAUAAGACAAAAUGCGGCAAGUAAUAUGAACAUCGUAGUUACUGCCUCACGGGUCCGCCCGUCGAAUUUCAGUGGUACUUCCAAUUCUAGUCAGGAUUCCGAAGAAUUUCGCGCGGAGGUGACUAGACGACGAAUUGAUAACGAGUAUUAAACGAAUUUGAUUUAAAAACAAUAAUGAAAUAUAAUGUUAAAUCAUAUGAAUAUUGUUGUACUUAGUUAAUAACACCUGUACGUGUAGUUAUGUUUUUGAGAAGACAUGUGACAGACGAUAAGAAAUAUCAAAGUGGACAACCUAAAAUAGUCAUUAACAAAAUACAAUUGGACUGAUUUUAUUUAUUAUAGAUUUUAACUUUGUAAUAGAAUUGUCAUAAAUAAAUAUGACAAUUGUGUAAGUUAUUUCAGCGAAAUAAAUUUAUAUUUAACCCUG
This is a messenger RNA of Amyelois transitella, 2289 nucleotides long. RefSeq lists its product as uncharacterized. The record is from RefSeq and is a predicted model, not a curated record. The coding region runs from base 127 to 2013 and encodes 628 amino acids. The transcript is spliced from 10 exons. Lineage: Eukaryota; Metazoa; Arthropoda; Insecta; Lepidoptera; Pyralidae.